UUACAAGACAUAGAGAUCGUUGAUCAAGUGGAUGGUGAAGAUCGGGCUUUACAACUUAUUCCUAAAACACCAGAACAAAAAGGACUUCCCGUCAAACUUAUAGCGAAAUCAGUAGAACAGAAACAGGAAUGGAGUGAAGCAUUGAAUGUUACAGCAGUUCCUCAUGCUAUUGAAGACUUGGGGGAUGAAGAGCCAGUUCUUGUAAUUCAAGAGCCACAGAAGACCGUGGAAACUGAACAAAAAAUCAAACGAUCAACUACCCAACCGAAGCAUGAAGCAGAACCCGAACGAAAAGCAGCAAAAUUAGACGAAGAAAAACCGAAUUUAAAGAAACAGACUGAAACUGAUGCGAAAGUAGAAAUUUUAGAAGAUUUUGACGCAUAUGAAGAAAUUAAUACAGUUAUGACAGAGAGUUUACAUUCGGGAUCAAUAACGUCAUUAGAUGCAUCCGAAAUGGAGCCUUCACAGACCAAGCCCCAGUUUAAGAAGAGCCUUCGCGGAGUUGUGUGUGGACAGGGUGAGUCUGCCGUCUUUGAGUGUGAGGUGAAAUCCCAGUCUUCCCCGACAAUCAAGUGGUUGAAGAACAACCAGCCAAUUAACCCUACCAAUCGCCUAGAGACAAUGUCUUUGGGAAGUAAAUAUAGUCUGAUUAUCAAAGAUACAACCCAGAACGAUGCCGGUCUCUAUACAGUCAUGGUAACCAAUUCCCAGGGAGUUUCGUCUUGCAGUGCUCCACUGAACGUCAGGCCAGAGGACAAAGUUUUGUUUCAAGGGCUUGAAGAUGAAUUAUUAGGAAGUAAAACACCAAGUCCUGAACCAGGAAAACAACCUGCCUUUAAGUGGUAA
Molecule: messenger RNA, 846 nt
Organism: Limulus polyphemus (Atlantic horseshoe crab)
Lineage: Eukaryota; Metazoa; Arthropoda; Merostomata; Xiphosura; Limulidae
Product: myosin light chain kinase, smooth muscle-like
Exons: 5
Source: RefSeq, a predicted model, not a curated record